This is a messenger RNA of Cavia porcellus (domestic guinea pig), 2939 nucleotides long. It is a transcript of the gene Sertad4, whose product is annotated as SERTA domain containing 4. NCBI's taxonomy places the organism in Eukaryota, Metazoa, Chordata, Mammalia, Rodentia, Caviidae. Gene Ontology annotation, cellular component: nucleus. The record is from RefSeq and is a predicted model, not a curated record. The coding region runs from base 158 to 1219 and encodes 353 amino acids. The transcript is spliced from 4 exons.
ACCAUAACCAUCUGCAGCGCGGCGGCGGGACCUGCCGGGACCCUCGGCCACCGCCGCCCGGCCGCGGCCAGGACCCCGAGUGCACGGCCGGAGCGGAGCCCCGGAGUGACUGCGGCCGCCGCCCACCCGCGGACCCCGCGAUUUGAAGCUGUCAGAGAUGACUCUGGUUCUGUCCAUGAAUAGAUUCUGUGAGCCCAUUGUCUCAGAAGGCGCUGCUGAAAUUGCUGGGUACCAAACACUAUGGGAGGCUGAGAGCUACAGAGGCCCAAGCCCCCCUGGGCCAGCACAGGCUCCUUUGCAGGGAGACCGGGGAGCCGGUCCCCCGCUGGCAGGAUCACAUUACAGGGGAAUUUCAAAUCCUAUAACAACAUCCAAGAUUACAUACUUCAAGAGGAAGUAUGUGGAAGAAGAGGAUUUUCACCCACCACUCAGCAGCUGUAGCCAUAAAACCAUCUCAAUUUUUGAGGAACGAGCCCACAUCCUUUAUAUGUCCUUAGAAAAGCUAAAGUUUAUCGAUGACCCUGAAGUAUACCUCCGAAGAUCCGUUCUCAUAAACAACUUGAUGAAGAGGAUCCAUGGCGAAAUCAUCAUGCAGAGUAACUGGUGCUUCCCUGCCUGCUCUUUCGGCAGCACCUCUGCCCAAGAGUGGUUCAUGGCCCAAGACUGUCCUUACCGAAAACGACCCCGCAUGGCCAAAGAGGAGUGCGAAAAGUUCCAUGCCUGUUGCUUUUACCAAGAAUGUGGAGGCCACUACCUAAACCUGCCCCUUUCUGUCAAUGCUAGUGUCGGAAGUGCCUCCACUGCCUCUUCCUCCUCCUCUUCCUCUUCCUCCUCUUCCUCUUCCUCUCCCCCUCUGCCUUUGCCAAGUUGUUCCCACCAGGUGGAUUUCGAUGUAGGCAGUGCACCUGUAUACAAGAGUGAUGGCCAGAUACUCGCCAAUGAAAUCUUUGAUACAAAUGUCAGGUCGCUUGGUGUUCACGAAAAGGCCAAAUUAAACGAUGAGGAGGCAAACAGCAACGCUAACAGAGAUGGUGACCUUCUCGGCCACGAACCUGUGGGCAGUGACCUUGAUUUUGAGUGCAAAGGCCAAUUUUAUGAUUAUUUUGAGACUGGCUAUAAUGUAAAAAACAAUAUAAGUGAGUCUUGGAAAAAGUCUUUAAGGAAAAAGGAACCUUUACCAAGUAACAAACUGUGCUGCAGCAAAGCGAGUAAAAUAUGAGCCAUCUUUUCAUCGAAACUUGGAAGCAUGCACAGCAUGAUCAGUUAUCUCUCAUACAUUUUAUUUUGAAUGGAUUUUAUAGUUUUGUACAACUGAUAAAAUUAUGCCAUGAACAUGCUGUGUCGUGUCAAUGCCUGGAGAGCAGAUUGCGUAAAACAUCUCUAUCGUAGGCAUCAGUGAGCUACUUGGGAUGGGAUGAUUUUACCAAGAAAACAGUCAACCUAUGCUUCAAAGUAUCUCUUAGGUUUCUUACAAAAAAAAAAAAAGUCACUAGAUUAGAUUGGGAAUAAUAUACCCUUGUGAUAUUUCUGUUGCCCCCAGGAGCCUGUCACUAGUGGAAAAAAGUUCAACAUGUUUGCCAGUUGAUAAGCACACAAUGUAACCAGCAAAGGAUGUCUGCUUCUUCAGUGGGAUACAGUAAUUUUUUCUAAAUAAAAGACUGAGACAGGGAGUUAGUAAAACGGCUUCAUGGUGCUGUUAAGUAUCUGUAUUUAACAGUCUCUGUUACACAUGAAAAUAGGAUGGUACACAAUGAAAUAUACCUGUCAGGGGCUACACUCAGUAGUCUGCACAGGGGAUUCCCUGUAAGUUCCCACUAGCCUGGGAUGGGUGAGGAGGCUUUGAAGGAGGAGGUAUACAGGGCGAUUUUUGGUGCCUUACUUUAUCUUAAUUUUUGCCAGUGUGAAAAUUAAGAAUAAAUCAGAGUUACAGCAGGGAUUUAACAAACAGGAAAAAAAAAAACACAGGGUGGAUCCAUAUGGUUUGGAAACUGUUAACUUUGAACUGUUAUGUUCAACUUUUGAUUCAACAUCUCUAUAUUUCCUUUAAUUUUGAUGCCCAGUUGCUUUGGGUUUGGCAUUUUUGGAAUCGGAAUGGAGGAGACAAUAGAGACCUGUUAGGAUCCAGCACUAGCUAUGUGAGCUUUUCUAUGGCAGCAGUCUGUUGCUGGGGUCUGGGAGUUUUGGGUUAUGGGUUGUUUUCUUUUGUUUUCUUGUCCAAUGAAGUUCAUGAACCCCGUGGCAUGCAUUAUACUUUAAUCUGUUUUGCAUCAUUUCAAUCAUUUAGAUUAUAAAAGCAUGUGGUUUUUUAUAUAUGACUUUUGCUGUUGAUUAAGAAGCACAAUGUUAAUAAAUGAUGUGGUGAUCAAUAAGGUUUAUCUUAAAGAAUGUAAAGAUUUUAGUUUUUGGAAAGUUAUUUUGGAGAAAUGGGACUCGGUCUGUAAUUGUGAACUACAUAUUUGGCCAACAUUCUUCCCAGUGAUGUCUUGAAUUUCUGCUUUUGCAAGAGUGUCCAGGGUGGCUCUCUGAGCAGCCCUCACGCCAACCAGCUCCUCCUGCUCACUAUUCCCAUUGCCAAGGUUACUGACUGACUUGGAUUUCUUUACACAUUACUUCACAGAAACUAAAUGCCAAAUGGAGGAAGUCAGAAAUUCCUCCCAGUUUCUCCAAGAUAAAGUUUUUUUAUUAUUGCUAUUAAUAUUAAAUAUAGGUCUCAUUCAUACAGUGUAUGAGUAGGAUCAUUUGGACAAUUGUCCACAAGGACCAAUUUUUAAAACAUGUUAUUGUGUUAUAGCUCAAUAGUCUAAUAAUGUUUUGUCCUUUAUUUUCAAUAUUCGAUAAACAUUUGAUGUUGAAAAAUUAGAUGAUAGAUGCUUGUAUAUGAAUGUGUUGUAAUAAAGUGAGGUUUUCCUGAUAUAUAUUUAUUAAAAUGAUGAAAAUUC